AUGGAGGGUGCAAAUGGUUAUGGCAACAACCCAUCAAGUAGUCACGGAAGUGUCAAUAGAGUCAAUCAAAGAAAACCAACACAAUAUGGACAGAACAAAACGAAAACAAAAUCAGGAUUAAAAUGUUAUCGGUGUGGGAGAGAGGGACACUUCGGUAAAGAUCUAUCUUGCCCAGCACAAGGUAAAACAUGCAAUAAAUGUGGGAAAAGUGGUCAUUUUGGAAUCGUGUGUAAAACGAAACAAGGAGGGCAACAAAAUCAAAGAAGAUAUGGUAAAUAUGGUCAUAAAAGUGCAAAAGGUAUUGUCAACUAUGUGGAAUCAGAUGAUGAUGAAUAUGCAUUUAUUGUGAAACAUCAAAGUGAUAAAAAUGAUGAAAUUGAAAUUAAUGCUGGUGGCAUAAAUAUGAAAUGUGUAAUUGAUAGCGGUGCAUCAGUAAAUAUAAUUUCAAGUGCAUUGUGGGAAAAAUUGAAAAUUCAGAAAAUUGUGUGUAAAUCUGAAAAAUCAGAAAAGAAAUUAUAUGCUUAUGGUAGUGAAACACCACUAGAGGUGUUAGGAAAAUUCACAUGUAAAUUAAAUGUCAAAGGUCAAUCUGAAAGUGUAGAAGCUGAAUUUUAUGUUGUUAAAGGAAAAAGUGUAUCAUUGCUAGGUAAAGCAACAGCUAUACAAUUAGGUGUUUUGAAAUUAGGAAUAUAUUCAAUAAAUGAAGAUAUUAGAGGAAAAUAUAGUGAUUGCUUUAAAGGAGUAGGCAAAUUGGAAAAUUUCAAAUUAAAGUUGCACAUAAAUUCAAAAGUUGAGCCAGUUGCGCAAAGAAUGUACAGGAUACCGUUCACAUUGAGGGAAAAAGUGGAUAAAAAACUUGAUGAAUUAGAAUCACAAGACAUCAUUGAGAGAGUAAAUGACCAGACACCGUGGGUCAGUCCAGUUAUUGUAGUUCCUAAACCUAAUGGCGAUAUAAGGUUAUGUGUUGACAUGAGGGCAGCAAACAAGGCGAUAGUACGCGAACGGCACCCGAUACCAACUGUGGACGAAAUAUUGUACAAAAUGAAUGGCGGAGAAUGGUUUAGUAAAAUGGAUUUGCGAUAUGGAUUUCAUCAAUUGGAGCUUGAAGAAGGUUCACGUGAGAUAACGACUUUUGUCACACACAGGGGACUUUACCGUUAUAAACGUUUAAUGUUCGGGAUAAAUGCCGCACCUGAGAAAUACCAACAAGUUAUAUCUCAAGUAUUUCAUGAUAUUGAAGGUGUCCAGAACAUAUCAGAUGACAUUGUUGUAUUUGGUCGCACAAAAGAAGAACAUGACGAAAGACUUAAUCUAGUUUUAGACAGAAUCCGUCAGAAAAAGUUGACUCUAAAUGGUGACAAAUGUGAAUUUGCUAUGGACAAAAAUAACAUUUAUGGGUCAUAUCUUAUCUAA
Mytilus californianus (California mussel) is the source of this 1413-nucleotide messenger RNA. RefSeq lists its product as uncharacterized. The coding region runs from base 1 to 1413 and encodes 470 amino acids. The record is from RefSeq and is a predicted model, not a curated record. The transcript has a single exon. Gene Ontology annotation, molecular function: aspartic-type endopeptidase activity; nucleic acid binding; zinc ion binding. NCBI's taxonomy places the organism in Eukaryota, Metazoa, Mollusca, Bivalvia, Mytilida, Mytilidae. Gene Ontology annotation, biological process: proteolysis.